This is a messenger RNA of Myzus persicae (green peach aphid), 661 nucleotides long. RefSeq lists its product as uncharacterized. Lineage: Eukaryota; Metazoa; Arthropoda; Insecta; Hemiptera; Aphididae. The coding region runs from base 7 to 591 and encodes 194 amino acids. The record is from RefSeq and is a predicted model, not a curated record. The transcript has 4 exons.
AAAAAAAUGAUAAUAAUAAAAGUAUUCUUACUUAUUGGGACUUUCUCAUUGUCGCAAUCAAAAAACCGCUUUAUGCCAAACUUGCCUUUUGGAGAAUAUCGUGUUGUUUUUGAAAAAAUGUAUCCAUGUGAACCAAAUGGAAACCAUCCAUUUCAAUUUAAUAUUUAUUUUGAUAAAAAGACAUUUAAUGAAACCGAGGUGAAAGGAAAUGUAACAGUUAUGAGGCCUUUUGACGAUAAUUUUACAUUUGAUUUAAACUGGUCAUCUUGGGGUUCAACUGGUGGUUGGAUACCAAAUUCCAAUAUAUACAUAACAAAAAAGGCAUGCAGUACUCUGAAAAAUCUGAACGGAAAUUUAUGGUUUUUGGCUAUCAAAGCUUUGAACAUUAAGUCUCCUAACUGUCCAAUACCAGUGGGCACAUAUGUUUCAUCAGGGCUUGACUUGAAGAUUCUUGAAAACCAUAAUUUUCCCAAAAUAUAUUUUUAUGGAAAAUAUAAAAUGAUAUUUAAGGUGAAAAAUGAAGAAAAUAAGAUAUAUGGCUGCGAGUGUUUGGAGAUUCAGCUCAUACGACCAUGGGAAACACCAAUUUGAUUAAACUAUACAAUAAAAUAUGUUAGUUAUUCAGUAUUUCUGCAAAAAAAAAAGUAAAUAAAUCAUCUCU